CAUGCACCCCACUUUCCAAAAAAAUUCAUUAACAUACUUAGCUGCAAAUUAAAACAUAUCUCCCACUAUUUCUCUUCCUUAUUAUUGUUAUCAAAAAUAAGAAGAAAAAAUUACCAUUUUCUCAUAUUCAUCAUAUCAUUGCCUUUGAUUUUUGACAAUUUUUUCUAUGUGACAUUAUGUUGCUAUAGUAACAAGUUCAAGAAAUAGGUAGGUAUUACAAGGCAUAAAAUGGUUAGAGAAAUAUACAAGAUUCAUAAGUCAAAAUCUUUCAAUUUUAGGAAGAUGUUUGAGGGAAGACAAGCACAUAGUGUUAUGUUAGAAAAUGGACAUGGUAGAGAAGCCAUGGAUUUUAGAAGUCAAGGUGGAAAAUCAUCUUCAGCAUUAUUAGAAAAACAACAUAUAGGUAGCGUUUUUAAUCGGUCUGUUAAUCCUAUUUCGCGCUUUGCAAAGGAAGGAUCAAGAUCAGGAAACAACCAUAAAGAUAAAUAUUCUUCAGACAUGGAAAUGAUGAAAGAAAGAUUUGCAAAGCUGCUAUUAGGAGAAGAUAUGUCAGGUGGAGGAAAGGGUGUUUCAUCAGCUCUGGCUUUAUCAAAUGCCAUUACUAAUCUUGCAGCUUCUGUUUUUGGAGAACAAUGGAAAUUAGAGCCUAUGUCUCAAGAGAGAAAAGCAAGGUGGAGAAAAGAAAUAGACUGGCUUUUAUCUGUAUCAGAUUACAUUGUUGAAUUUGUUCCUUCUCAACAAAAAUCUAAGGAUGGAACAAACAUGGAGGUAAUGGUGACACAACAAAGAAGAGAUCUGCUUAUGAACAUCCCAGCCUUGAAAAAACUUGAUGCAAUGCUCAUUGAUUGCUUGGAAAAUUUCAAAUAUGAGAAUGAGUUCUGGUAUGUUUCAAGAGAUGCUGAUGAAUCUGAGAAAGGUGUACAGAGGAAUGAUAAAUGGUGGCUACCUACAGUCAAGGUACCACCAGAAGGUCUCUCGGAUACAUGUCGAAAAUGGCUACAAUAUCAAAAGGAUUGUGUGAAUCAAGUACAUAAAGCAUCUAUGGCUAUUAAUGCACAAAUACUCUCAGAAAUGGAAAUUCCUGAAAACUACAUGGAAUCUCUUCCCAAGAAUGGUAGAGAAAGUCUUGGUGAUUCAAUCUACAAGAGCAUCACAGUUGAGUUCUUUGAUCCUGAACAAUUCCUUUCAACCAAUAUGGAUUUGUCCACAGAACACAAAGUUCUUGAUCUUAAGAACAGAAUUGAGGCAUCUGUAGUGAUUUGGAAGAGAAAAAUGCACCAUAAAGAUGGAAAAUCUUCUUGGGGAUCAGCUGUGAGUUUGGAGAAAAGGGAACUUUUUGAAGAGAGAGCAGAGACUAUCUUACUCCUUUUAAAACAAAGAUUUCCUGGAAUCCCUCAAUCUUCCCUUGACAUCAGCAAAAUCCAAUAUAACAAUGAUAUAGGACACUCUAUUCUGGAGAGCUACUCAAGGGUACUAGAAAGCCUAGCUAACACAGUUAUGUCACGUAUUGAAGACGUGCUAUACGCGGACUCUCUAACGCAAGAUCCAUCACUCGCGAUAGCAAACCAGAACCUCUCAGCUGAUUCCUCACCUCCACUUCCAUUAAGUGGUGUGUCAACUCCCAAGGAAUUAGAGGCAGAGUUGUUAAGUUCUACAGCACAAACACCGUCUUCGAGGACUUUAUUCGAUUUUAUUGGCUGGAAUGUGGAGCUAGGGGAAACAGGAAUGAAGAAGAAUCAUUCGACGGGUAACUUGGAGGCUUAUUUCAAAGGUGAAAAUGACAACAAAUCCAUGACAAAACUAGCUAAUAUUACUCCCAAGAAAUUUUCCUACAUUGACAAGAUUGAAAGUGGCCUAAGAAGUCCAACAGCUCGGGACUAACAGCACUAGGCAACGACACUGAGGAAAGAAAGGAUAAACGAGAACAAUGUCAAGGUGAUAGGAAGAUAGGAAGUAAACAAAACCUGAAGUAGUUAGGAAGUUUACCUGUGUGUAAAUACUCCGACCUUUUUAAGGCGUUGGAUGUGGUUAGUGUUUGAAGUAUGCGACUGCUCUUCCUUCCAUUGUGGAUAGGGAAGUUAACAAUGUUAUGUUGUGCUUUUAAUGUAUAUUUUUUGUAGCAUA
Messenger RNA from Nicotiana tabacum (common tobacco), 2124 nucleotides. RefSeq names its product rho guanine nucleotide exchange factor 8. The record is from RefSeq and is a predicted model, not a curated record. NCBI's taxonomy places the organism in Eukaryota, Viridiplantae, Streptophyta, Magnoliopsida, Solanales, Solanaceae. Gene Ontology annotation, molecular function: guanyl-nucleotide exchange factor activity.